Messenger RNA from Culex quinquefasciatus (southern house mosquito), 693 nucleotides. It is a transcript of the gene RpL37A, whose product is annotated as 60S ribosomal protein L37a. Bases 141 to 410 code for a protein of 89 amino acids. Gene Ontology annotation, molecular function: structural constituent of ribosome. Gene Ontology annotation, cellular component: ribosome. The transcript has 3 exons. NCBI's taxonomy places the organism in Eukaryota, Metazoa, Arthropoda, Insecta, Diptera, Culicidae. The record is from RefSeq and is a predicted model, not a curated record. Gene Ontology annotation, biological process: translation.
CCCCCUCGUUUGACAGCGCAUCAACUUCCGCCUGUUUUCGUUUUUGUCUCUCUCUUUUUCCGUCAACUUCGAUUGAAGAGACUGCACACUUUUCGUGUCAGCUUAAGAAAUUCAAUCAAUUUCGACAAAAACCCGAUAAAAUGGCCAAGCGUACCAGGAAAGUUGGAAUCGUCGGCAAGUAUGGUACCCGUUAUGGUGCCUCCCUGCGUAAGAUGGUGAAGAAGAUGGAAAUCACCCAACACGCCAAGUACACCUGCACAUUCUGCGGCAAGGAUGCCAUGAAGCGUUCCUGCGUCGGAAUCUGGUCCUGCAAGCGAUGCAAGCGCGUCGUCGCUGGCGGUGCCUGGGUGUACUCGACCACUGCGGCCGCCUCGGUGCGCUCGGCUGUCCGUCGUCUGCGUGAGCUGUAAGCGUCCAGGACUGUGUCCGCCGGGCGCUUGUCGGCUCUGCUGUUGAGGCGCCGUUUUUUCGUUGAUGCCGUUUGCCAGCUGUUGACAUUUUUCAACCCUAAACGACUUUUGUUAUAAAACCGGGAGGGAGGUUUUCCCGGCCCCGGACAGAAAGUGUAAACAAAUCAACGGAGGAUGUCGUCCCGGCUGAACGCCAAGUGUGUGUGAAUGUGGUAAAGAGAGAAAAUAAAAAGGCGAAAAACGUUCGGUGUCCAUCCGUGGGAGGAACGUAACCAAAAAGCAA